Molecule: messenger RNA, 789 nt
Organism: Acanthosepion pharaonis
Lineage: Eukaryota; Metazoa; Mollusca; Cephalopoda; Sepiida; Sepiidae
Source: the annotation of a GenBank genome assembly
AUGCCACACCUAGAUGUACUAAAGACACACAUGGAGUUUGGAUUUUUUAUAGUGCUACUCUCUUUUGAUGGUAGCAACAUGGCCAUUCCACUUUCACCGAUGCCAAAGUCUCAGUCGAAAGAUGUCCAAAUUCAUGACACUAGCUACAAAGAUUAUUGGGGUUCUUUCAAAUCAGGUGUGGAACUACCAAAUCGGCGAAAGUUGCUUAGUUCCAAUAACGAAUCCAAUAGUGAAAAUGAUAACAGCAUUGGGGCCAAGAUCCGUGAGUUUUAUGCAGAUGAUAACAACAUGGCACUCUUUUGUAUCCUUCCGUUGCUUAUUCUCAUCUACGGCGGUUGUUCGGUCAUUUAUUGCAUCCACAAAUGUAAAAAGAACUUCAAAAAGAAAAAACAAGAACGCAAGCAAAAAUCCAAAUCCCAAGCGGCUCUCUCAAGUGACAAUGUCUCACUCAUUUCAGGAACAGAGAAUAUGUUGGUAAGGCCAAAGGACAAAUCUCGGUUUUUGCCCUCGAAUAACAAUCGAGUGGGUCCGGCUCACCCAUACGAAUCUCCCAACAGUGGAAAUGUAGCGCAAAAGCUGAAGUUGAAUCCCAACAAUCAAGUGAAAGACUUACUUACUGAUUAUGAAUUCUUUGCAUCUUGGGUUAUGGCACAAAAAGCAGCUGACCUCCUCCAGUUGCAAGGUGAAAAUGCUGACUCAACCUCGUCGUUGUCCCGUGAUGAAAGCGUUUCAAGAAAUUACGGAACGACAGUUGCAGGCCGUAAGAAAAAACUGGUAUUCCUGUCUUGA